Messenger RNA from Phytophthora nicotianae INRA-310, 252 nucleotides. RefSeq lists its product as hypothetical. The record is from RefSeq and is a predicted model, not a curated record. The coding region runs from base 1 to 252 and encodes 83 amino acids. The transcript is spliced from 2 exons. Gene Ontology annotation, molecular function: nucleic acid binding. NCBI's taxonomy places the organism in Eukaryota, Oomycota, Peronosporomycetes, Peronosporales, Peronosporaceae.
AUGAACAACAACUUGCCGCUCUCUGGGAAGGACAAAGUGGCCAGGGAAGAGUGGGCGUUGGCGAGGAUUUUCAAUACGGAUGCCGCCGGGUCCUGGAAUGCCAUUAUCGUCUCGGACGAGAAGAAGUGGAAUCUUGAUGGGCCUGACGGCUUCCAGACCUUCUGGCGGGACAUUCGCCAGCCGGUUCGACGGACGAAGCGUCGGCAGGCUGGUGGCGGAAACAUCAAGCCGGUUUUCAGUGGUUUGGGUUGA